AAUUUUCUUAUACAACUAAUGAUUGGUUAAUUUACAGCCAAUAACAGACAAGUAAGAUAUUAUGAUCAAAAGUAUAUAAGCCGAGACUUUUGUUCAAACUAUCAUCAGUUAAUUUGAUCAACUAUUAAAUUUCUUUUUUUUGCUGGGCUGAUAACUCCUUCGUUUACAUUUUUAGUCAACUCAUCUCCUUCUUGGAUCUUCACUUUUCCAUUUCCAAAAUGAAUCAUUUUUCGAUUUUAGUGUUAUUAUUUACAUUUACUUCUACUCAUGCUGCUGACUCAAGGACAGUUGAUCUUAACGAAUUACUUGCUACUCCAGAUCCCGUAAGAUUGCCUCAAGUUUUCCCGAAUAAUAAUGGCCCAAUUGCUGCAGGUGAAUCAAUUUCCAAGCCUGAAUCAUUUUUUGACAAAUUAACAGCCCCAUUGUCUCUGUUAACUGGUGCCUUUCCAUGUCUUGGUCAAACAAGUUUAAAAGCUGGAAAAUGUAUGUCUUUCAAUGCUUGUGCCGCUGAUGGUGGUUUCGGUGAUGGUAAAGGGUUAUGUAUUGGUGAUGUAGUAUGCUGUGUUAAACCAAUCAAAUGUGGUGAAUUUUCCUUGUUAAAUAAUACCGUUCUCGCAAAUCCUGGAUUCCCUUCAGCAACAAAUCAAGCUGGAAAAUGUGGUGUCAAAUUGGUUAAACCUUUUGGAAUUUCUCACAUUAAGCUUUUGAUUGAAGAUAUGGAAUUGGCUCAACCCAAUGCUGAAACUGGUCGAUGCGAUGUUGAUUCUUUCUCUGUUGUCGGUGGUAUCUUGCCAACAUUCAAAUUGGGAAAAAUUUGCGGUCUCAACACUAAAACUCAUCUUUACAUUCCAACAGUCAUUGAAUUAACCGACAUAUUCAUCAACAUUGAAUUAGCUGAUAAUGGUGCUCUUGCUAGACGUUGGCUAAUCCGAGUUGAAAUGAUUGAUGCCAAGAGUCCUGAAAAACCACCAACUGGAUGCACUCAAUAUUUCCGUGAAUCCAUCUGGUCUAUUAACAAGUUUGAAUUUCGAUUUAGCCAAUAAUACUGGUCUUGGUAAUAUUGAUGAUCUUGAUUAUGGUAUAUGUAUUGAUGCACCUACUGGAUGUCAAGUUGAAUUUACUGAUCUUUUCUUUGAUCUUGGAGGCCGAGUUAAAAGUCAUGAUAGCGCUCUUUCAACUCUUUCAAACAAUAAAUUUUCACGUGGUUCCGAACUCGCACCCGCUCGUCAACCUCCAACAUAUAAACUAAAUUAUGGUGGUUUUAGACCUGCACUCAAAUACAAGCCAAGCAACAGAUUUAAUGGCCUUCUAAGACCUGCUUAUAGACCUGCUUUUAGACCAUCUUACCAACCAGCUUCACAAUCUCGACCAGUAUAUCACUUGCCUGCUUUAACAACCGCACAAAAGUAUCCAUUUUCACAAUUCCUUUAUAAGCUUCCAUACUCAUCAAUUGUGCCAACUAUCGGUGGAGCAAGACCAUGGGCUGUUCAUCCAAAUGGAUAUUUUGGUGCUUACAAUGCUCCCAUGCAAUCAAGUGUUGAAGCAUUAACUGAUUUUAAGAUUCAAAAUCUUGGAGGAGAAUCAGACAAGUUAGAUAAAUUGGAAAGUUUGAUUGCCGGUAAUAGUCCACAAGGUAUUUGCCAAGAUCAAGAUAUUUUGAUUUUUCCAACUCCCGCCGAUUUUACCAGUCCUGUUCAUUGUGGAAAUGAUCUUCAUUUUGGACAAAAAUUCGUCUCAUCUCCAUCACGUCUUACUUCAUUCAUGAUUGAAGUUAAAAAUACUGGUAAAGUCCAUGGUAAAGGAUUUGCCCUAAAAUACAAUAUGCUUUGCUAAAUUAGCAUUAUUCUCGUUUUAAAUUGAAAUUUUAAUUUUUUUAAAUUGCAUUGUUUUUAGUUUUCAUUGUUAUCAACCGUGCUUCAUAAAGCAUAGUUAUUUUUCGUCUGUUUUUCAUUGUACUAUAACAAUCUUUGUAAAUACAUCUUGGUAAAUCAAAAAUAAAUUUUCCAAAGGAGUUAAUCAAUUA
Messenger RNA from Tetranychus urticae (two-spotted spider mite), 2023 nucleotides. RefSeq lists its product as uncharacterized. The record is from RefSeq and is a predicted model, not a curated record. NCBI's taxonomy places the organism in Eukaryota, Metazoa, Arthropoda, Arachnida, Trombidiformes, Tetranychidae.